AUAUAAGAGUGAGCACUUUUGAGUUAAGACAAAAGGCCCACCUUUCUGCAACGUGGCAACAAGUUGAUCGCUCUUUCAUCUUCCCGUUGUCAACAGAAUCAUCUUUGCUAUUCUUUUUAGACCUCAAACUAUUCAUGCACCGUAUAUAAACCUCUUUUCAACCUCUUAAUCUUCCCGUCAUUUCCGUCCGCAAUUAGUUGUCACGUUUAAAUUAUGCAACAAAGAAUUUAACGAUCCAGAAAAAGAAUAAAUAGUAAUGGGUGGUAAGAAGCUAAUCCAAAGAAUACACAACAUUCUAAGCUUGAUAGUGUUUACAUUCUUUGAUUUACUUGAUUAUGUUUUAUGCAUAGUUUACUCAUACCUUGAUGAGUUGUUUGAGAAGACUGCGUCAUCAACUUCUUGCUACUGUUCUAGGAGAGAACAAGAAAAAAAUAAUGAUAAUAUUGAGCAAGAUGAAGUUUCAGAGACAUUAUAUAAGAGGCCAAACUUAUUUAGAGAUAUGGGUUUGUUAAACUCAAGGAGGAUGAGGUUGCAGAGAAGUUCGUCGAAACUCAUAGCUAAUAGAUGGUCUGAUUGUGGGUGUGAGUCUUGUGUUGCUUGGAUUAACAAUGGCGACAAUCUUCGGCUUCAUGUUGUAGUUCAUGAUCCAGAUUUAGACGACAAAUUGAGCGAAAAUGUGAUAUUUUUGCACGGUUUCAUCUCUUCAUCCUCAUUUUGGACAGAAACAGUUUUCUGUAAUUUAUCAGAACAUACAAAACAGAAUUACAGGUUGUUUGCUAUCGAUUUGUUGGGAUUUGGAAGAAGUCCGAAACCAAGAGAUUGUUUGUAUACAAUACGAGAUCAUAUAGAAAUGAUUGAGAAAUCGGUGAUCUUUCCAUAUAGAUUGAAUUCCUUCCAUUUGGUUGCUCACUCCAUGGGAUCCAUUAUUGCAUUCGCUUUGGCUGCCAAGUAUCCUCAACAUGUCAAGUCUAUUACUUUGAUAGCACCACCUUACUUCCCUUCGGACAAUAAUAAGCAAGAUGCAAGCUUAUUUACACUCGGAAAAGUUGCUGAGAAAAGGUUGUGGCCUCCAUUACUGUUUGGUUCAUCAUUUAUGUCCUGGUAUGAGCACUUGGGUCGAACUGUGUGUUUCAUACUAUGUCGAAAUCACAAGAUUUGGGAAUUUCUUCUAAGGCUAAUCACAUGGAGAAGGGACCUUCAUUUCACAAUUAUGGACAUAACAAGGCAUACUCAUCACUCAGCUUGGCAUACCAUGCAUAAUGUGAUUUGUGGAGGCUCAAAAUACAUGGAAGAAUACUUAAGUAUCUUGCGCGAUGCUAAGGUGAAACUUACGAUCAUUCAAGGCAAUGAAGAUCAAGUGGUACCAAUUGAAUGUAGUUCCAGCAUUAAAAUGAAAGUUCCUGAGGCAGAUGUUAGAAUUAUACCCAAGACUAAUCAUUCUACUAUUGUACUCCGGCAUGCAAAGGAGUUCACACAAGAUCUAGAGAGUAUUUGGAUGUCAUGUCAUUGAUCUUGAGCUAGCUAUUCACUAUUUAUUGUCGAAAUAUAGAGUGUUUAUCUAGUCGAGACAAAAUUAGAAGUUGAAUUUCCUAUAAAGUAGAUAUGUGCACUACAUUUUUUUGAUUGGUUGCAACGUAGGAAAAAACUUUCAAUGUAAGGACAUGAUUAAUUAAUUAGGACUCCCUAAGUAAGUGGUACUUUCCAUAAAAAGUGAAACUUUAUGCAGUCAACCCAUCAAAAUUUGACUAUUAUUUUUGGAAA
Messenger RNA from Chenopodium quinoa (quinoa), 1761 nucleotides. RefSeq names its product probable lysophospholipase BODYGUARD 4. NCBI's taxonomy places the organism in Eukaryota, Viridiplantae, Streptophyta, Magnoliopsida, Caryophyllales, Amaranthaceae. Bases 257 to 1510 code for a protein of 417 amino acids. The record is from RefSeq and is a predicted model, not a curated record. The transcript has 4 exons.